CUUCCGUUGCGUGAUAAACAAUCGAGCCACGGUGGACAAUCGGAUUCGGAGCUGACAAGCAAGGAUAAACUUAAGUAAAAAAUGGAGAAACUUUACCAUGAAACAAAUAAAAUCGUAUUAGAUGUGCAGAAUGGUUUGAGUCGUGUGGAACAAGCAAGGAGAGAGGAUGCGCAUUUGGUUGAGAAUGAGAUCAACGCAAGGUUGGAUAAGCUAGCCUCUAAUUGUGAGACGUUGGACAUUCUUGUUAACAAAGAACCAGUAUCAAGGCGGCAAAAUGCAAAACUAAAAGUUGACCAGCUAAAGUAUGAUUGUCAGCACCUGAAUGCUGCCCUCCGUCAGAUAAAGCACAGACGACAUCAAAGAGAACAAGAGGAAAGGGAUAGAGAAGACCUUCUCACACGUCGAUUCACUGCCAACGAUGAUAACACCUCAAUAAUGAUAGACCAUGAUCUGCAGCAUAAUACAUCACUACAUAACAGCAAUAGAGAGAUGGACAACCUACUGGCAACAGGGUCUGCAACAAUCGCUAAUCUCAGAGACCAAAGAGGAAUGUUAAAGGGAGCCCAAAAGAAGAUGCUGGACGUGUCCAACAUGUUAGGACUCAGCAACACUGUCAUGAGACUCAUUGAAAAAAGAACUUUUCAGGAUAAAAUCAUCCUAUUUGGAGGAAUGAUCUUGACUCUUAUCAUCAUGUAUUACAUCUACAAGUACUUUGGUUGACACAGCUCCAUCCCAUGAGGACAUCCUGCUGACAUCGAUUCCUGGUACCUGCUAUACCGGAUUUGAUUGAAAUUAUCGUUAUCACCUGAUGACCACCAAUUUGACAGGUUGAAUGCUAAAACCAAAGCAGGAUCAUUUUCCAGUGAGCAUGCUGCACAUGAGCAUUACAAAAUGCAUUGGUUUGGUGAUCUCAGAACUCACAAGAGUUUGAUUUUCAAACUUCUUCAACUUAAUUUUGGAUAUAAACUAUGUGAGUCUAAUCAAGCUCAUUGUAAGUCUGUCCUGUUGGGUGUUUCAUAAAGCUGUUAGUAAGUUACAUGAAUAACUUUAUGCACGACUGGUGACCCUUUCUCGUACUCAAUGAUAUAUCCCUGUGUAAAUGACUUAGCACCUGAGAAAAUGUUCCAGUCACGACUGGUGACCCUUUCUCGUACUCAAUGAUAUAUCCCUGUAUUAAUGACUUAGCACCUGAGAAAAUGUUCCAGUCAUGACUGGUGAUCCUUUCUCGUACUCAAUGAUAUAUCCAUGUGUAACUGACUUAGCAACUAAGAACAUACUCCAGUCGUGCAUAAAGUGGUGCGUAACUUUACGAAUAGCAUUAUGAAACACCCAUCUGAAUUCUUCUUGUGCCAUUGAGAUGAGGUAAUGUCACAGAUAAUCACUCAUAAAAUGUUUAAGUAUAACACUGACAGUUAGCUGUGCAAUGUCAAAUUGCGUUUGUUGGUAUUAGAUUGAAAAGGGAGUUGCGAAACAGAUGUGAUGAAUACUGGAUAAUGAAGACUGCUUGCUGUAUUGCAGGUAGGGUGAAUUGGAACAAGUCGUACCACAGAAUGCAGAAUCUUAUUGGACAAAGGCAUGAUACUGCCUGCCUUGGAUGGCGAUUCUUAAUUAUAUUUGCUCUCACCGCUCAUCAUCUAAAGUAAUUGUAUUAAAAUUAAUAUUCCAAUUUAUUGCUAUACAAACAAUUUUAUCACAAGUUCUGUGAAAGUUAGAAGAAAGAAAAGUCAAGUUAUAUGUGGGUUUUAGGGUCAAGGCAACGUUUGUGGCAUGGAUGCAUCAUGUCAAACCCUCACACAGGGCCCUGGAAACAUUUUUUUUACAUGGGGUGCGGAUGGAAAUUUGACAAGCAAAAAAAAGGGUUUAACUGAAAAAUUAAGGUCAUUUUGGUCCCGAGAAACUUUACAAGCCCCCCCCCCCCCAAAAAAAAAGGGUUCACCACAAAAGGAAGGUCAUUUUGGUCCCGAAAAAUUUGACAAGCAAAAAAAAAAGGGGGUUUCUAUAUAAAAUGUAGGUAAUUUUGGUAACAUUUCUCCAUUCCGUCGCACCUUCCAGAUUGGGUGCUCCCUGUGGAGAAUAAUACGCACAGCACCCCCGCUUCCCAGGGCCAUGCCUUCAAGGUGAUUCUUGGAAUAUUAUACAUUGUCAUAGGUUUUCCUGGGUUGUUCCACAAAUAACUUGUCUGAUCGAUAGUUUCUUCAGUUGGCCGAUACAGAACUGUCAUAUUGCUGGAGCUUAUGUGUGCUGAGUGAUACCACUCUCUCAUGAUUCUUUCUUGUUAUGUUAACAACAUGUAUCAAUACAUGUGAUUCAUGGUUAACAAGAAGAAAGAUGAAUUCUUCUCCUGAUGGGUUGUGGUAUUCCUUAAUAUUGCAAGUUGUUGGAAAAACUGUUCAUAGAUGUCCUUAUACCCUGUCACCUGUCUGUAGACAUACUUCUCCAAAACCAGGUUGAACACUGGAAGAAAUUGUUGCUUGAUAUUAACUUGUUGAAAGAAAAGAACGGAAUUAUCAUUUGUCUACUUCCAGAGACACAAAUGUGUCCUUUCUUCAGAGUAUGAGCUUUGAAUUUAUUGUGACAUCUAUUGAUGUUUGUGCAGAAUAAAGUGAUAUUUUUUAUUUGUACAAACAGUCACAGGAAUUUUAUCCCCAUUGAAUUAGGAGAUUUGCUUUCGUUUUCCUCAUUGCAACUCAGUCCCUUAACUUUUGUAUGGUAUACUGGUAUAGUCACAAAAACAUUUCUCCUGAAUCUUGAAUAUAAAUAAAUCUUGAAUCUUCAAGGUAUGAGAUUGAGUCCCUUUUCCUCCUAGUAAUGACAACUUUUCUUGGUUUUGUACUGUACUGUACUUAUUCCCAUUUGAAGAACAUUCCAUAGUGUAUCCAUGGGCAGCAAAGCCUGUACAAAACACUGUUGUAUCUGUCAACCAUUGUAUGAUGUGUUUGGACCAUUGAAGGCAGUUGCUCUUAUGACCCUAUUUACUAGUUGCCCAUUUCUCUAUUCUGGAAACGAUUCUUACUCAGUAUACCAUUCUCAAACAAUGAAUUAUGAAUUGCAAUAUAAAAUGCCUCUUAAUCUAAGUUUAGGCAAGAUAUCUGACUUUGUAUGGAGACAGUUCAGAGCAAAAAUGGCCAGCUGAUUAGAAAUAAUGGUCACUUCUAUUUUGUGUCUAUGAAACACAGCAUAUUACUUGAUACUUAAUGAGAUAAUUCCUCUUGCAGCUCUAAAAAGCUUAACUGGAAUGAACUUUGCAAUAUUGAAAGAUUGGUGUCAUAUAGUGAAGAUCUCUAUUUUACAAUAAAAGAAGAGUGCGUUGUGCAAGUGAAAACCUGGAUACAUCAACAAGAGAUCUGAUUGGAGGCUGCAAAUUUCUAAUAAUGGGAAGCGCAGCCUCUUUGAAUGCUAUAAAGCUUCGCCAGGUAGGUGGUUCCAUGUUCGGAUUGUCCUUGGGAAGGACAGUCAAAAUCUUCACAUCUUCUCAAAAUAUUGAAAAGAUGUGUUCUGAAGAAACCUCUUCUUAGCAAAUCUAAGAAAUAUUUUCAGACUAAGUGCAACUCUCCUCAUGUGUUCUCUUUAGACGUUCAAGCACAUUGUCUCCAUGUGUCAGCUAUUGGAAGACCUAGAGCUCAUGUCAUAGAGGAAUAUGAUUAUGGCAACUGUGUCUUAUGGUAAGUACUAUGGUAACAUGGCUCAACAGCUAAUCAUGAUCACCGUUUCCAUGGUAGUUACCAUAAGAGCAAAGUUCCCUUAAUCCAUUUUUUCCGAGUUUUUUUUAUGAACAGGCCACAAUAAAUGGUUCGUACAGUCUUGUAAGAUUUACAAAUUACUUGAUUUCAAACUGCCAGUGGAAAUAUCUGCUUAGAUUACAUUCUUCAUCAAAGGACGUUUGAUUUGCUUUUGCUCUUGUUAUUCAUUCUACUUGAGUAAAUACACUUCAUCAUAAAUAUGAAAUACACAACAAACUGAUUGGACAUGGGAAAUUUAUAAAGUUACUUGUAUUGAUAACAUGUUUUUCUUAAUUAAACUGAAUCACAUUGUAAAAAUGAAUGACAUUGCAACUCAUCCUUGGAACUGUUGUAUUCUUAGAACUCAGUACUCAAGAAAAUAUAUCUUCUAUGACUGGUUUGUAAACUUUACAUUCAAAGGGUCUUGAACCUUUAUUCCUCAUAUAUAUACUAUAUAUAUUGUUUCUGUGAAAAAGUAAUUUGUCAUUUGAUCUUAUACAAUUAGUCAGACACAACUUACAGUGUUUGUUCAGUGUACAAUUGUCUCUUAUUUCCUGACAUAUUUAAAUGUUGAUUAUAAUAAUAGUCACCACUACACGUUUAAUGAUGUGUGUUUUUUGUAGUAUGUUUUGCUCCAUAUUUUUUCUGUAAGUGUCCAUAAAAAUACAAAAUAGACCAGUUCUUGGUUUUUUUGAUUUUUGAUUUGAUUUUAGCUGAAAUUUCUUGUCUUCCUAUGUAUUUUCCUUAAGCGCUUAGAGACAUUCUUUGUGAUAAGCGCUAUAUAAAUGAUGUUAAUUAUUAUUAUUAUUGGUUCCAUGAACAGAAAAAGGUAUAAUGAUAUUCAAUGACAUAAGCACCAACUUUGAUAUUUUGAUUACCAUAUAUUUUGUGGAAGUGUGCUUUUCAUUAGAUCCACUUGAAAACAACACUGCAUCCAUUAGCAACUGGUAUUUAGCAGCUGGCCAAGUAUAUUGCAAUAGUAGCAUUGCUAUGCAUUCAAAGUAGAAAUGGAACAGAUACCUUAAUAAAGUGUUCAUUGAGGUAACUACAAACUGGCAUAUUGGCUAAAACUGUGUAUGUUGGUAACAGUAUGAGAGCCCUUUGCUGUAUGGAUAUGCCAAUUAGGAUUACAUCUGUUACAACAUGAACGUCAGUAGUAUUUUUUUUCAGGCAAGUAGACUCACAACAGGAAUAUUUGUCUUUAUGCGGCUUGUGGAUUGAUUGACUCGUUCAAUAGAGAAGAGAUCAAAGUCUUUUGUUUAUUUUUUUUACAUCUAGUUUGACCCAUAGAACAUCGCUAUCACCCUACACACCUAAAUCAUAGACAAAUUUUAGAUGGCUAUGUUGCACAUGGAACUAGUUGGCUUAACUCUACAAGAAGGUCUCUGUGCCACACUUGCUGCCCUUUUUAUAAAUAGAAGACUUAGGAUUGUGCCAACUUUGUCAUUAUGGUAACUACCGUGGUAACAGGGCUCGGCAGCCAAACAGAAUCGAGGUUUCCAUAGUUAUCAUGAUAGCAAAGUUACAAUAAUGAUAAGUCAUAAAACUGGCCAUUGGUCCCUUUAUAAUCGAGAUUUGCCAGUCUGGUUCAAUCUGAUGGUUACUGCAUCUUGAAUGCUUUCCCAAUGUACAAAAUAUGAGGUUCAUAACAGUAGAACAUACCGAUAGGUCUUGUGUUGGUUGUGGUCACCUCUCAUCAAGGCUCUUAGCCGAAGAGGUAACACUGCCCUCUAUACCUAAAUACCAUACAUUGGAGAGCAUUCCAUCGUUUGAAGUUGAAAGUGAGAUGAUGAUAUGGCACUGUCUUCUUGAUUGAUAAAUAAAACAUGUAUCUACUACAAUAAACAAUUGAAUGUCCAACAUUGCCAUUGUUUAGGUCAAUAUAAACCGGGGGGGGGGGGGCUGAAACAGAAGUGUAGUUAUAAUAUAGAUAUAAGUUGAUUACAGAAUAUAAUAAUAUACACGUAUGUAUUUGUCAAAUAUUGAUUAUUGUUAUGACACAGGGAAAGGGAUAAAUUAUAUAUUAAAUUACUUUGUGUAUGAUAUAA
This is a messenger RNA of Lytechinus pictus (painted urchin), 5767 nucleotides long. Its product is annotated as Golgi SNAP receptor complex member 2-like. Gene Ontology annotation, cellular component: ER to Golgi transport vesicle membrane; SNARE complex; late endosome membrane. Gene Ontology annotation, molecular function: SNARE binding; SNAP receptor activity. NCBI's taxonomy places the organism in Eukaryota, Metazoa, Echinodermata, Echinoidea, Temnopleuroida, Toxopneustidae. The transcript is spliced from 6 exons. The coding region runs from base 82 to 720 and encodes 212 amino acids. The record is from RefSeq and is a predicted model, not a curated record. Gene Ontology annotation, biological process: intra-Golgi vesicle-mediated transport; vesicle fusion.